This is a messenger RNA of Cydia splendana, 1712 nucleotides long. RefSeq names its product lachesin-like. The coding region runs from base 404 to 1624 and encodes 406 amino acids. The transcript has 10 exons. Lineage: Eukaryota; Metazoa; Arthropoda; Insecta; Lepidoptera; Tortricidae. The record is from RefSeq and is a predicted model, not a curated record. Gene Ontology annotation, cellular component: neuron projection.
AUACUGGUAAUGUUCCGUCAUUUCAUCCGAGAAUGAGGCGGGGCUACGCUUGCGCCGGCGGGUGCUCGGCGUCGGCGUCGCGUCGGCGGUCGGCGCUCAGCGGUCGGAACAAAGCGCGGCCCGCUACUCGUACGAGGCAACGCGGUCAGUACCUACGCAGCCGGCGAGCUCGCAGCCGGAGCCGCGCCAUCUCUGUACCGCCGUAAGCGCCCCACGCGAUCGUACUUCGCGAUCUUCACGCUGAAACACGAUUUUGGUUCCUGAUCGCCCGAUGAAUAUUUAACUACUCGACUCCCUAGCCCAGCUUACGCUACCAACGAACAUGACAACACUUUGUUGACACACUUUUACUUGUAAAAGUUUAUUAAAUAGACUACGAUGUCGAUGGGUUAAACUACACAAAAUGAAGGAUAUAAGUUCAAUUUCGUGUUCGAUGGCAUCGCAUGUUUUAUUACUGCUCUUAAUUGUCGGUACCGCGACAUCAUCCGACGAAUCCCUGUUUCCACGGUUCGUGGAGCCAGUAACCAACGUGACGGUGACGGUGGGCCGCGACGCUCUGCUCGCGUGCGUUGUCGAAGACUUACGGGGCUAUAAGGUGGCAUGGGUUCGUGUUGACACGCAGACGAUCCUGAGUAUCCAUCACAACAUCAUAACGCAGAACCCGCGCAUCAGCCUGUCAUACAACGACCACCGCUCCUGGUACCUGCACAUCAAGAGCGUGCAGGAGGUGGACCGCGGGUGGUACAUGUGCCAGGUCAACACCGACCCCAUGCGCUCCAGGAAAGGAUACCUGCAGGUCGUGGUUCCGCCUGUGAUCAUCGACAAUAUGACAUCGACGGAUAUGGUGGUGCGCGAGGGAACGAACGUAACCAUGGUGUGCCGUGCCACGGGCUACCCCGAGCCCUACGUCAUGUGGCGGCGCGAGGAUGGCCAGGAGUUCAACUGCAACGGCGAAUCAGUGAACGUGGUGGACGGCGAGAACCUGACAAUAUCGAAGGUGUCGCGACUGCACAUGGGCGCGUACCUGUGCAUUGCGAGCAACGGUGUUCCGCCUUCUAUCAGCAAGCGUGUCAUGCUCAUGGUGCAAUUCCCACCGAUGUUAUCGAUCCCGAACCAGCUGGAAGCCGCCUACGUGGGCCAAGACGUGGUGCUGGAGUGCCACACCGAAGCCUACCCCUCCUCCAUUAACUACUGGACCACUGAUCGCGGAGACAUGAUUAUAUCAGGAGUCAAAUACAUCACGAAUUUAAUUGAUGAAGGAUACAGCAGGAAAAUGAAGCUAACGGUACGAAAAGUAUCAUCCAGGGACUUCUCAUCAUACCGCUGUGUAGCUAAAAACUCGCUCGGCGAAACUGAUGGACUAAUCCGUCUCGAUGAAAUAACUGCUCCACCCACGACGAGCACAGCUGUGAACUACGUCCCUACAUCUUCGGAUAAGAAAAAAGGUAAAAAUAAAAGUCGCUGGCGAGAUGGCUCUGCCGAAAACAGGGUCAUAGGAGAUUACGAGGUUGAAGAGUGGAAAGAUUCUGGAGGUACUGAUUACGAGUCCACACAAUCUUCGAAUUCGUCACGGCAUCGUUGCGGAGUCGUCGCAGUCGUGGCAGCGCUGCUAGUGACCAGCUGACACGCGCUCGCUUCCGCGACAUCGUGCCAAUACCAGACGUUGUGCUAAAUGAGAUACGAUCACUUCGAUAAGUCUAUUUGCUAUUUGU